Molecule: messenger RNA, 2084 nt
Organism: Budorcas taxicolor (takin)
Lineage: Eukaryota; Metazoa; Chordata; Mammalia; Artiodactyla; Bovidae
Gene: MFSD1
Product: major facilitator superfamily domain containing 1
Exons: 17
Coding region: 50-1456 (468 amino acids)
Biological process (GO): transmembrane transport
Cellular component (GO): lysosome
Molecular function (GO): transmembrane transporter activity
Source: RefSeq, a predicted model, not a curated record
UCCUCCUGGAGUGGCACUCGCUGUCAUCUCUCGGUCUCCCGCGGGCUCGAUGGAGGACGAGGAUGAGGAAGCGAGGGCGCUGCUGCCAGGCGGCUCGGACGAGGCGGGCAGAGAAACCCGGGCUGCCCCCGCUGCCUCCGGGGCGCUGCAGGCCCUCUGCGACCCCAGUCGCCUAGCGCACCGGCUUGUGGUUCUAUUGCUGAUGUGCUUCCUUGGCUUCGGCAGCUACUUUUGCUAUGAUAAUCCUGCUGCCCUUCAGAUUCAAGUUAAACGGGAUAUGCAGGUGAAUACCACGAAAUUCAUGCUGCUGUAUGCCUGGUAUUCUUGGCCCAAUGUAGUUUUGUGUUUCUUUGGUGGCUUUUUGAUAGACCGAGUAUUUGGAAUACGAUGGGGCACCAUCAUUUUUAGUUGCUUUGUUUGCGUUGGGCAGGUUGUUUUUGCCCUGGGUGGAAUAUUUAAUGCUUUUUGGCUGAUGGAAUUGGGAAGGUUUGUAUUUGGGAUUGGUGGGGAGUCCUUAGCAGUUGCCCAGAAUACAUAUGCUGUGAGCUGGUUUAAAGGCAAAGAGUUAAACUUGGUGUUUGGACUCCAGCUUAGCAUGGCGAGAAUUGGAAGCACAGUAAACAUGAACCUCAUGGGAUGGCUGUAUUCUAAGGUUGAAGCUUCCUUGGGUUCUGCUGGUCACACAACCCUUGGGGUCACACUUAUGAUCGGGGGUAUAACAUGCAUUCUUUCACUUGUCUGUGCCUUGGCCCUUGCUUACUUGGAUCAGAGAGCGGAACGAAUCCUUCAUAAAGAACAAGGAAAAACAGGUGAAGUGAUCAAGUUAACUGACGUGAAGGACUUCUCCUUACCCCUGUGGCUUAUAUUUAUCAUCUGUGUCUGCUACUAUGUCGCCAUCUUCCCUUUCAUUGGACUUGGAAAAGUUUUCUUUACAGAGAAAUUUGGAUUUUCUUCCCAGGCAGCCAGUGCUAUUAACAGUAUCGUAUAUGUAAUAUCAGCUCCCAUGUCCCCAAUAUUUGGGCUUCUGGUGGAUAAAACAGGAAAGAACCUCAUCUGGGUUUUGUGUGCAGUGGUGACCACACUUGCUUCCCACAUCAUGCUGGCCUUCACACUGUGGAACCCCUGGAUUGCUAUGUGUCUCCUGGGACUCUCCUACUCAUUACUUGCCUGUGCCUUGUGGCCAAUGGUGGCGUUUGUAGUUCCUGAACAUCAACUGGGAACUGCAUAUGGCUUCAUGCAGUCCAUUCAGAAUCUUGGGUUGGCGGUCAUUUCCAUCAUUGCUGGAAUGAUCUUGGAUACUCGGGGAUACUUGUUUUUAGAAGUUUUCUUCAUUGCCUGUGUUUCCUUGUCACUUUUAUCUGUCGUCUUACUCUACAUGGUGAAUCGUGCCCAAGGUGGGAACCUAAAUUAUUCUGCAAAAAAAAGGGAAGAAAUGAAACUUUCUCAUGAAGAAUGAGAAGUUUAAAUGACUGUGUCAUGAGAAUGGGCUGCACACAUCAUUGCAUCUUCAGUUCAGUUCAGUCGCUCACUCGUGUCCGACUGUUUGCCAACCCCAUGAAUCGCAGCACGCCAGGACUCCCUGUCCAUCACCAACUCCCGGAGUUCACUCAGACUCACGUCCAUUGCGUCAGUGAUGCCAUCCAGCCAUCUCAUCCUCUGUCAUCCCCUUCUCAUCCUGCCCCCGAUCCUCCCAGCAUCAGAGUCUUCUCCAGUGAGUCAACUCUUCGCAUGAGGUGUCCAAAGUACUGGAGUUUCAGCUUCAGCAUCAUUCCCUCCAAAGAAAUCCCAGGGUUGAUCUCCUUCAGAAUGGACUGGUUGGAUCUCCUUGCGGUCCAAGGGACUCUCAAGAGUCUUCUCCAACAUCACAGUUCAAAAGCAUCAAUUCUUCAGCACUCAGCUUUCUUCACAGUCCAACUCUGACAUCCAUACAUGACCACUGGAAAAACCAUAGCCUUGACUAGACGGACCUUUGUUGGCAAAGUAAUGUCUCUGCUUUUGAAUAUGCUAUCUAGGUUGGUCAUAACUUUUCUUCCAAGGAGUAAGCGACAGCAUCUUAUGAUUCAAAGAGAUAUAGUAGUGAGGAA